AUGGAGAGGGAAAUUGUGCAGCUGCUCAAGAAGUUAUGGAGAUACAAGUAUUACAUUCUGCCAGUCUUGUGUUUGACUAUCAUAUUCUACUCUUACAUCUACAUGGUGAAAUUGAGGUCAGACUACAUUCAAACUGAGCAGGAAUCUCCAGAAGCCCUGAUUCCAUUUAAGCUUUUGCCAGAUGAAAAAUACAAGUCCAUGUUCAAAUUUGAUGGAAUUUGGCUAGGACCAAAGAAUCACUGUGAGUGUUCCAGAACCAGCAAGAUGUCAGUCUAUCAAAUGGAAGACUAUAUUGAUAAGGAUAAUCUGGCAUCCGUCAAAGAAAGACGUGAGAAGGAAUACCAAGAUUAUCAGAGAAGGUAUCCCCAUGAGAGAAAAGAUGUCAUCAUUGCUCAGCCAAACUCUCCUUUAAGCUACCCUAUUCAAGGAGCCGAGGUGAUGCCCUUGCACACCAUUGUAAUUCCAGGGCUCGGUUUCCAUGGAGGAAGUACAGAAAAUCAACAGGUGAUUCUACGUAUUUCAUUUGGUGCUCUGAACACCCUUGCUGAUGUUUCCGAGGAUGUCGUGCGUGGGCGAGGGGAGAAAGAGCUGAUCAUCUCCACUUCCCAUGUGAAGCUACUAAAUCACAUCUUGAAUCAUGUCACUUACACGAGUACAAAGUACUUGCUCGAUGUAGUGGACAUGGUGAGUUUUUCAAUAGGAAACCAUCAGGUUAGGUUUCCUGUGACCAUCCGACAGCCAGGCCUUCCUAAGAUGUUUGAUCCAGGACCAGAUAACAACAUCAAUAAAAUGGUGACCAUCACGGUAAAGACGUUCUUGCGCUACCACAAGUUGCGGGUCCUUAUCAAGAGCAUCAGACAAUAUUAUCCAAAUAUAACAAUAAUUGUGGCGGAUGACAGCAAACAUCCAGAGAAGAUUGAAGAGGCUAAUGUUGAACACUUCAUUAUGCCCUUCGGAAAGGGCUGGUUUGCAGGGAGAAACCUUGCCAUCUCUCAAGUCACAACCAAAUACUACCUCUGGUUGGAUGAUGAUUUCCAGUUCACUGAAAAAACCAAGAUUGAGAAGCUGGUGGAUGUGUUGGAGAACACCAAUUUGGAUGUGGUUGGGGGCAGUGUGGCUGGAAAUGACUACAAGUUUAGGAUCACCUAUGAGGAAGGAGAGGACGGCAGCUGUCUACACCUGAGAUAUGGCUCCUACCACCGCUUGGAAGGCUUUCCCAACUGCGUGGUCGCCAGUGGUGUGGUCAACUUCUUCCUCGCUCGAACUGAGGAGACCAGGCGUGUUGGAUUUGAUCCAAAGCUGCUGAGGGUGGCUCACUCAGAAUAUUUUAUGGAUGGAUUGGGGAGUUUACGAGUUGGCUCCUGCAACCACGUGGUCUGUGGUCACCAGCCACGCAAUUCUGCAAGCGGCACAGUGGAGAAGGCUUUUGAGAAGAUGUACAGUAAAUUCCGGACCAAUACGCAGGAAGAGAUCCAGUUUAAAAUUGCUUUACAUUACUUUAAGAACAGGAUGAAAUGCUACACAAAAGUAUAA
Messenger RNA from Elgaria multicarinata webbii, 1533 nucleotides. RefSeq names its product beta-1,4-N-acetyl-galactosaminyltransferase 2 (SID blood group) (gene B4GALNT2). Lineage: Eukaryota; Metazoa; Chordata; Lepidosauria; Squamata; Anguidae. The coding region runs from base 1 to 1533 and encodes 510 amino acids. Gene Ontology annotation, molecular function: acetylgalactosaminyltransferase activity. Gene Ontology annotation, biological process: UDP-N-acetylglucosamine metabolic process; UDP-N-acetylgalactosamine metabolic process. The transcript has 11 exons. The record is from RefSeq and is a predicted model, not a curated record. Gene Ontology annotation, cellular component: Golgi membrane.